GGUACUGACACAGGUGAUUGAGCCCACCAUGUUCCAACAACACGAGUUGCAACAGAAGUCGUCACCACCACCAUCUCCGUCCCCGCCUCCAACACAGUCCCUCCCGCCUCCAGCCCGCCACUCCGCCUCGAGAUCCGCCCAGAGUGCCCGACACAGACGGCGGUCCAGGAGUGGGCCUGGUCAUCGGAUCAGAGUUGUCUAACCCAGAUCCGGUGAGCAACGUCGAUCAAUCAACCCUGGAUGAAAUGGAAAGGAAAAAGGAAAGAAUUCUCAUGUUGUCGCUUGCACGAAGACAAGCACAGGAGGAGAUGAAGGCAAGGAAAGAAAACGAAGCAGCCAGGCGAAAAGAGGCGGAAAAAUUAAAAGAAGAAGAAAAA
This is a messenger RNA of Homalodisca vitripennis (glassy-winged sharpshooter), 377 nucleotides long. RefSeq names its product patronin-like. The record is from RefSeq and is a predicted model, not a curated record. Lineage: Eukaryota; Metazoa; Arthropoda; Insecta; Hemiptera; Cicadellidae.